UAGUAUUUUCUGUGUUUUUUUCCCCCUAUCUAGUUGUGUUUCGAGUAUAUAUUUUUGUGUGGUUAACUUUAUUGACAGUAUUGUGUGUAGUUUCAAACAUUCUAAUAAUUAUUUGCUUUACGCACGACACCACCCAGCUGUUAACAUUUUGGAGGAUGGUUUUGCUUUUACCGUGGGUGUGAGUGGCGAUAUAACACUUUGAUCGGGUUGUGAAAAGCAGUUGGUUGUUCCAGUCCUUGGGAGUAUGCAGCAGUAAGCGCACCACAAGUGGGCAGUUUUUCUGCAGGAGAUGGAUGAUGUUUUUUGUGAGAGUCAGAAUCACAGGGAAUUGCAGCUCCCACCAUCCUUCUCCUAGAGAUGCUGUGUGUGUCUGAUCCAGAGCGUUAUGCCCCUGCAAGCAAAGGGGCUGGAGCAUUUCUUCCUCAAGAAUUGAGUUAGAGUGCAUCAGAAAGAAUCCAAAUUGCCACCCACUGUUGAUGGCCUUCCUGAAGCUUGGCUGUUAAGGUGAGCAGCAGCCCGCAGGAGCACGUUUUUCCAUUUAGUGGAGUGGAAGUUGAUUGAUGUACGGCUUCAAAUUUCACCCCUAGCCAACAUCACUGUGUGUGCAACUGUGACUAUUUUUGAGAUUGGACCUGAUUUCUGCAAUUCAUAGUGAGAGAGAGUAGCAGUAAUGAAGUUCGUAUAGGGUAUUAUGGCUACAAACCUACUAAAAUGAACUAGAGAAGGCUAAUUUUAAACUGCAGAAGAAGUGCAGUAGGAGGGAAUGUUACGGUGGACUGUACAUUUGGAAGGAGGGCCACGGAGAGUGAAUCAUGCUGCUGUGGCUGUUGGGCACAAGAUAUUCUCAUUUGGUGGCUACUGCUCAGGGGAGGACUAUGACACUCUUCGGCAGAUCGAUGUCCAUGUAUUUAAUGCCGUUUCGUUUCGCUGGAUGAAGCUUCCUCCUGUGAAGAUGAAUGCAGGAGAGCAUGCUGCUGAAGUACCGUAUAUGAGAUAUGGACACACUGCUGUUCUAAUAGAUGACGUCAUCUACAUUUGGGGUGGUAGGAAUGACACUGAAGGAGCCUGUAAUGUACUGUAUGCAUUUGAUGCCAGCAUACAUAAAUGGUCUACACCAAAAGUUUCGGGAACAAUCCCUGGAGCAAGAGAUGGGCAUUCAGCUAGUGUAUUAGGAAAAGUCAUGUACAUCUUUGGAGGUUAUGAACAGCUUGCUGACUGCUUUUCAAACGAUAUCCAUAAACUGGAUACAGCUACCAUGGUCUGGUCUUUAAUUAAUGCAAGAGGUACUCCUGCUCGCUGGCGAGAUUUUCAUUCAGCCACUAUUCUUGGUAGUAAAAUGUAUGUGUUUGGUGGAAGAGCUGACCGAUUUGGACCCUUUCACUCCAACAAUGAAAUUUAUUGCAACCGAAUUAAGGUGUUUGAUACAGAUACCAAUUGUUGGUUAGACACGCAAGCAGUAUCUGGACUACCAGAGGGGAGGAGAAGCCAUUCAGCAUUUGCUUAUCGAGGAGAACUGUACAUAUUUGGAGGCUACAAUGCACGUUUAGACAGGCACUUUAACGACCUUUGGAAAUUUUCCCCAGAUACGCUUUCUUGGAAGAAGAUUGAACCAAAAGGGAAAGGUCCCUGUCCUCGUAGGAGGCAGUGCUGUUGUAUGGUUGGAGACAAAAUUAUUCUUUUUGGUGGGACCAGCCCGUGUCCUGAACAAGGAAUGGGAGAUGAGUUUAACCUGAUGGAUCAUUCAGAUUUGUUCAUCCUUGAUUUUAGCCCCAGUCUCAAGACUUUAUGUAAAUUAGCAGUGAUUCACUAUAACCUGGAUCAGUCUUUUCUUCCCCAUGAUAUCAGGUGGGAGCUGACAGCCAUGACAACCAACAGUAACAUCAGCCGUCCAAUUUUAUCAUCACAAGGAUAAAUGAAUCAUCAUGGAAUGAAGAGUUGAUGCACCAGAACUAAUUAUAUAAUGUUAUUAAUGAAGGGAAAUCAUUUGUUGGAAAAAUAAGACAGGAGUGUUUUACUUCCUUAAAAUGGUUCAUGGUGUCUUAGUAUUGUGGUAGCUCUCUUCACAGUAUUGAUGCAAGUGCAUCUUGGACUUUUUGCAUAUCCACUUUGGAACCAAUGUGGAAUACUCAAGCCAUGAUCCUGAAUUAUGUGGGUUAUACACAUUGCUAAUGGAUAGAGUGUGAGAUGCCAAUCGACAGAUGAGUGAAAAGAAUUCCUAAUCACUGUAUAUCCUAGAUAGUUAAAGCAAUUAUUUUUUUUGUUUUUGUUUUGAAUAAUUAUAAAUAUACCUAAAGAUAAUUAUUUUUCUAAUUGAAAGGAUGGGAAUGGCAUGUUGACACAUUUUUGAUAGUUAAAGCAGGACACUUUACAAAUUUAAGUAUGGGUGUCACUGCAUGACUACAGGAACAGAGGCAGUAACUGAUUAUCUAAUGGAACUUAAAUAGCUGGUAUAGUGCUGCCUUCUAACACCGCCAGUAAGAGAUUGUUUUAUGUUCCAGAGUAACAGCCACUUCAAAGAAUUACAAAGAAGACUGAAAGUACAAGUGGAAACAUGUAAUGGAGCUUCAGUACUGACAAUUCCAGAUUUGAACAAGUAUUUUAUGAUUCUUAUGGAAAGGCUGAGCAAUAACCCAAGUGCAGCUUUGUGGCUCAGCUACCCAACUGUACACAUGUAGCAGAAGAUCUGAUUUUUGUUUAGAAGUUACCAUUUCUACUAUUAUAUGAAAUUGGAAAACA
Molecule: messenger RNA, 2736 nt
Organism: Protopterus annectens (West African lungfish)
Lineage: Eukaryota; Metazoa; Chordata; Ceratodontiformes; Protopteridae
Gene: KLHDC3
Product: kelch domain containing 3
Exons: 13
Coding region: 764-1912 (382 amino acids)
Cellular component (GO): cytoplasm
Molecular function (GO): protein binding; chromatin binding
Source: RefSeq, a predicted model, not a curated record